AUGGACUCUCAUCCAUCAGGUCAGCCUCGAAGAGGCUCCCGUUGGACAAAUUCCAGGCUCAGUCGACGUGUUCCAUUGUCACCCGAAGGUAGUGACGGCAGUGAUAGUGGCGGUGUGGGAGGUGGUGCCUCCGUCCAUUCCCGUCCCUCAUCCAAAGCUUCUAGCAAGUCUAAACCAAGCGCUGUUAAGAACAAGGUUGACGACAACAAGUCAUCCAUCGCGAGUGCUCACUCGUCUCCUCAUUCUGACUCUAGCGGAAAGACGAUCAAGGCUGCCGCUCCUAAGCCUGUUUCUGGAAAUGAAGUCAAACCUAGUGCUUCUAGCAUGAACGCCGAUAAAGCAAUCGGCGAUGGCAAGACACCUGUCCGUGCCACUAUGACGUCUGCUACGCCUCUGAGCGCCGACAAUAGUUCCCAACCUGUCGCCAGCGGACACAACCUCAACCCGUUCAGUGAAUCUUUCCUGCGCGCACAUAUGGCGCAUCGCUCUAUGGACGUUGCCAAUAGCCCAAGCAGCAACAACAUGCAGGCUUAUUCUUCAGGUAGCGGUCCUGAAAGCUUUUCUGGCACAGCUCAUUCCGUUCAUCAUGGCAUUAACCGGUCGCUGGACUUUGCCAUGACCGGGAAGAAGGCCCAGCCCGAUCAGAAGGUCUUAGUUACUGCUAUGGAGGGCCUCGCCCAAAAAGGACCGUCGACUGAUAAUCGCAGCGGCAUUACUCGGACACCUAACAGUAGCCCUGCUACGUCUUUCGUCCCUAACCAGGCUGCAUCUAAGGAUCACGCUCGACGUGAAUCGAACAGUACGCGAUCCGUUGAUUCUCCAGAGGUGGCAUCAAUGCUUUUUCAGAAGCUCAGUGAUUCAGCACGUGGUGUCUCUAUUAAUUCGACUUCGCCCACGCCCGGAUUCGGUCCAGAGACCCGGAUCUCUCUUGGACUAGAGAAUCGAAGCCCCCCCGGCUUUAUCAGAAGCACGCCCGAGACGGAACAUGGAAAGGAGAAGAGAAAGGAGGUAUCUAGAGCCUACGGUCCUAGAAAGCCUAGCCCUUUGAACUCUGUCAUGAAUUCCAGUGACGAAGAAGAGGGCGACGGAAAAUCUACCAAGAGCCAGCAUGGUGGUUCAACAACCCCCACACCCACGCCUCGUGGUAGAAACAAUACUCUUCCAGCAACCAACGCGCGACAGCAGCAGCACCCGCGAGCACACUCUCUAACCGUCGAGGGUCGUACUAAUGACAUGACGGGUAGCGCCCAACCUAACUCUGAGGGAUUGACCGUGGAUCAGUAUGCGCAUGGCUUACCAGGUAGCGCUUCUACUGGCGCUUUGACGGAGCGAAUUAGCGCGCCAAUGCAGCCGCCUCGGCUAAGUGCACGGAGUUGUUCACCACAACAACAUCAGGAAGGCCCGGGAAGCCUUGCUGUCGUACGAAGACCAGUCGUUCCACUUGUUGGUCCAUUGGAAUUCGACCCUGUGCCAGAAGAUAUCUGGCAUGCCCGCUCGCCAAUGUUGAAUCAACUGACAGGCUUCGAAGGCAGACCAUCGUUACGCGACAUCCUGCACCCCUGGUAUGUUCCUUUUUCAGAGAGGUGCCGUUUCGUCGCGCAAAGCAUUGCUGGCGUAAUUUGCAUCAGUAACGUUCCUUACGAAGUCUCGCGCGCCGAGGUCAUCGCGUUCCUUGGUCGCUCUGCAAACAUUCUUAACGACCGGGACGAACCUGUUCACAUCAUCAUGGAUCGUACGACUAGCAAAACGAAUGAAUGUUAUGUCGAAUUUGCUUCCUUCGAAGAUGCUGUGACCGCGGUGACUCGAUACCAGAAUGCGGUCGAGAAUGGCACUCAUGUCCCUAAAAUCGGAACACGUAACGUCGACGUUGCAAUUUCGAGUCAGGCAACGCUCAUGAAGAAUUUGUUCCCGCUAGCGAAAGGCGUUCAAUGGGAAGAGGUGCCAUUUCGUAUCACCCGUGAUUCUCCCCACGAUUGGGACAACUUCAAAGGAUUCAUUACCCAGGAGGAGAUGACAUUGCUCUGCAAGCAUGUAGAGGGUUACAACAAUCCCGUCUUUGCCAAGAAGUGCCCGGAACGGCCAUAUGAGUGCCUCAUUAGCACAAUCAAGAAGUACCCGUGGCACAUGUCUGAACACGUCACCAUCCGAGAACGUGGAUAUUUGUACGACGCAGGUCUGAAGAUGAUCGGCCAGCUGCAGAAACGCAUUGGCAAGGGUGAUAAGCCGGAUCGGUUGACGCCGCAGCUUUUGAACCGCCUCGCAGAGACGAUGGUGUCCUCUCCUGGGUUCAGCGCUGCCCAGAAGGACAACAUUGCUUAUCAAGCCAACAUGCCUGAGUACAAAUUGAGAGACAUGGGCCAACCGCGUUUUGCGGGAUUGUGGCGCCAUUUAUUGGUUAUCAAUAUCAAGGAGGGCGUUCCCCUGGAUAUGGUUGAGUAUUACAUAUCUCUAAUUCGGGACGAAACCACUCGAAUUGCCGGACUCCAGGGCAUCAGCCAGCAGCAGCGUCUUCUUGCUGAACAGGCAACCACCUCGGACUACUGGGGUUUCUUCUAG
This is a messenger RNA of Annulohypoxylon truncatum, 2556 nucleotides long. RefSeq lists its product as uncharacterized. The coding region runs from base 1 to 2556 and encodes 851 amino acids. The transcript is spliced from 5 exons. Gene Ontology annotation, molecular function: nucleic acid binding. The record is from RefSeq and is a predicted model, not a curated record. NCBI's taxonomy places the organism in Eukaryota, Fungi, Ascomycota, Sordariomycetes, Xylariales, Hypoxylaceae.